This is a messenger RNA of Setaria italica (foxtail millet), 2197 nucleotides long. RefSeq names its product putative laccase-17. The record is from RefSeq and is a predicted model, not a curated record. Gene Ontology annotation, molecular function: copper ion binding; hydroquinone:oxygen oxidoreductase activity. NCBI's taxonomy places the organism in Eukaryota, Viridiplantae, Streptophyta, Magnoliopsida, Poales, Poaceae. Gene Ontology annotation, biological process: lignin catabolic process. Gene Ontology annotation, cellular component: apoplast. The transcript has 3 exons. The coding region runs from base 141 to 1901 and encodes 586 amino acids.
CUUUGUAGCUGCUAGCCAGGAUCUUUUGCCCCUCAUCUCUGCUGAUCAGCUCUGCACCUCCUCCACCUGCUCCUAGCUAUAUAAAGAGAGAGAGAGCCUUGGGCGCUUGCAUAAGCAAUUGGAAGGCUCAAGCUGAAGAAAUGCGAGCAUCCGGCGGCAUGUCAAGCUCAAGUAGCAUGCCGUUCUGCUCCUCCUCGCUGCUCUUGAUCACCCUCCCUCUCCUCCUCUGGUCCUCCCUGACGAUACAGCCGGCCAUCGCCAAGGAGCAGUACCAUGAGUUUGUGAUCCAGGAGGCGUCGGUGACGCGGCUGUGCCGGGAGCACAGCAUCAUGACGGUGAACGGGCAGUUCCCGGGGCCGGCGUUGGAGAUCGACGAGGGAGACUCCCUCAUCGUCCGGGUCAUCAACCGUGGGAGGUACAACAUGACGGUGCACUGGCACGGCGUGCGGCAGAUGCGGACGGGAUGGUCCGACGGCCCCGAGUACGUGACGCAGUGCCCCAUCCGGCCGGGGCAGAGCUACACCUACCGCUUCACCGUCGCCGGGCAGGAAGGCACGCUGUGGUGGCACGCCCACAGCUCGUGGCUCCGCGCCACCGUCCACGGCGCCCUCAUCAUCCGCCCCCGCGCCGGCGUCACCGCAUACCCCUUCGACGCCGCCGGCAAGCCCCCAGCGAGGGAGAUCCCCAUCCUGCUAGGGGAAUGGUGGGACAUGAACCCCAUCGACGUGGUCCGCACGGCCACCCGCACCGGCGCGGCGCCCAACAUCUCCGACGCCCUCACCGUCAACGGCCAGCCCGGCGACCUCUACAGGUGCUCGUCCAAGGACACGACCACGUUCCCGGUGAAGUCCGGCGAGACGAACCUGCUGCGCUUCAUCAACGCCGCACUCAACACGGAGCUCUUCGUCUCCCUCGCCGGCCACACCAUGACCGUCGUGGGCACCGACGCCUCCUACACCAAGCCCUACUCCACGUCGGUGCUCAUGAUCGCCCCCGGCCAGACCACAGACGUCCUCGUCACCUUCGACCAGCCGCCCGGCCGGUACUACCUCGCCGCCCGCGCCUACGCCAGCGCCCAGGGUGUCCCCUUCGACAACACCACCACCACCGCCAUCUUCGAUUACUCCUCCUCCUCCUCCAGCGGCAGCAGCAGCCCCGCCAUGCCGACGCUCCCGGCGUACAACGACACGGCGACGGCGACGACGUUCACGACGAACCUGCGCGGCCUGCGCAAGGCGGAGCUCCCGUCGCGCGUGGACGAGAACCUCUUCUUCACUGUGGGCGUCGGGCUGUUCAACUGCUCCAGGGGGCAGACCUGCGGCGGGCCCAACAACACGCGGUUCGCGGCGAGCAUGAACAACGUCUCCUUCGUGCUGCCGUCCACCGUGUCCAUCCUGCAGGCGCACUACGGCGGAGCGCAGCAGGGCGUGUUCACCGCCGACUUCCCGGCGAACCCGCCGGUGCAGUUCGACUACACGGCGCAGAACGUGAGCCGCGCGCUGUGGCAGCCGGCGCCCGGCACCAAGGUGUACAGGCUCAAGUACGGCGCCGCCGUGCAGCUGGUGCUCCAGGGCACCAACAUCUUCGCCGGCGAGAACCACCCCAUCCACAUCCACGGCUACGACUUCUACAUCCUGGCCGAGGGAUUCGGCAACUUUGACGCCGCCACCGACACCGCCAAGUUCAACCUGGACGACCCGCCGAUGAGGAACACGGUGGGCGUGCCGGUGAACGGGUGGGCCGUGAUCCGGUUCGUGGCGGACAACCCGGGGGUGUGGCUGAUGCACUGCCAUCUGGACGUGCACAUCACCUGGGGACUCGCCAUGGCGUUCCUCGUGGAGGACGGCGUUGGGGAGCUGCAGUCUCUCGAGGCACCUCCACCGGACCUCCCACUCUGCUGAAGGGGAGGGGGAGGGCACUCAGAGCAUUAUUAACACUUGCAGAUUCAAGUUUUGGUCAUCCAUCAUCUGCUUACCUGGUGCUGAUUAACUAUUUUGGAAUAUUCAUGUACCAAUCCAUAUCAUUUGUUAUCACCACAGCCUAGCUGUGUACCUCUACGGGCAUUAAAUUCAUCAAGAAGUUUAAUUCAUAUAUAUUGGAAGAAAUCAUUUCAAAUUGGAAGUCAUUCUAAUUUCCUUGGAAGGAAAAAGCCUCCUCGUGUGGGGUCACGCUCACGUCGUAGGGCGCGACCCUCACG